GACCGUCCCACCCACGAGCGGAUCCUCGGCAGGCACGACCUCCACUAUUUCCAAUAUCUCCACAACCUACCAUUGGCCGACGUCGAUGACUCGGGGUACUGGGGUCACCUCUCUGACAAAGACCACGACCACCCCCAGCAAUCUUGAGUCGUUUCCGACCAUCACCCCCACCUACAUCACCUCUUGUGUGUCUUCUCCGAUAUCUGACCCGGGAAAGACAACCUCCCAACCUGCGUUGUCCUCUGCUGUCUCCAGCGGCAUCUAUUCAAGCAGCCGCACCUCCGCACUUUGGCAUAACACGACAACGUCCUGCUUGGGCUUGGGCACUUCAACCCCUACGCACUUUCAUACUUCUGCUUCUUCCGUUGUCAGCGGCACCCCGGCCGCUGCAAAUUCCCUCCUCGCGAGAGCUCCUCGCUGGGCAAACACGAUCCCGCCCUAUCUAAACUCCACUACGGUCACCGCGACUGUCUAUCUUCCCACGGCCUCGUCAGUCAUGAGCUCCGACGAGACCGCUUCCUAUCCCGCAACCACCAACCACACUUCCCUCGUCCGGCCCACAUACGGCACCGCUUUGCCCUCGACGCUCUCGGGAUAGAGUCGUAUCAGCCCAACUACGACGGUGGAGUCUUCGUAUAACAGCCAGACGAUCGGGUCCUAGGUUCGUGCAGUGGGCUCUCUCGGCCUCACGUUCGCCAUGUCCUUCAUGGGUGACUCACCAAAGGGACGGAAUUGAUGGAUCAUAAGCUACUGAGAAUAUUUAUACGGCUGGAGCAAGCAUCUUUCCAAUAUUUUCGGAUGUCGGGAGCUCAUCUGCCUUCCCUUCUCAUUUCCCCUGGGGCACAUUGUAAUGUCUGAGAGAAGCUGCGGGAAGUUCAAUGAAGCAUAGUGGUUAGAUAAAAUUCAAAGCGUUUCCAUUC
Messenger RNA from Trematosphaeria pertusa, 920 nucleotides. RefSeq lists its product as uncharacterized. Lineage: Eukaryota; Fungi; Ascomycota; Dothideomycetes; Pleosporales; Trematosphaeriaceae. The coding region runs from base 86 to 598 and encodes 170 amino acids. The record is from RefSeq and is a predicted model, not a curated record. The transcript has a single exon.